Messenger RNA from Stylophora pistillata, 5366 nucleotides. RefSeq names its product TPR and ankyrin repeat-containing protein 1. NCBI's taxonomy places the organism in Eukaryota, Metazoa, Cnidaria, Anthozoa, Scleractinia, Pocilloporidae. Gene Ontology annotation, molecular function: protein binding. The record is from RefSeq and is a predicted model, not a curated record.
AAAAAUGGAGUUCUGUGUCAACAAAUCUCAAAGAAUUUCAUGGCUUUGAGUCAGGCGUCUUCUUUUGUGGAAUAUGCAACUAAGUAAAGGGAAAUGAAACCAGUGAAACUGCGGGAGAUUGACGACUCCGUUAAUGGCUGGCCCCAAUUUUUGAGUGCACGUGACUUUUACGUCAUGUUAGACGCUUCCUUGCCUGGAACUUCCUUCUUUUCCCGAAAUGAGGAUGGGAGCCUGGAUCCAGGUGCCCAAAAUUGGGGGGAAGAAGAUAGCAGGCUCUCCGACAUUCCACUCCUCGAGGAAGACGAUAAUGAAGACGACUCAGAUGAAGAAGAUGAACUCUUAGAGGAUAAAGGAUCAAGCGUAGAAAAAGUGAGAGAAAAGAAGCUUGUAAGCUACGACAUUUUUGAAAAAAAAUUAUGGCCAAAAAUGUGCAAGAAAAAGAAAGACGUAAACUUCCAUCCAUCCUUGGUAUGGAUGGAGAUACGGUCAUUUAUUAAAGGCUCAUACGAAGCUUUGCAUACAAAGAGCGGUCGUCUCACCCUUGACAAAUACCGAGAAAUUGGUCAAAAGAGGGCGCCAAACUUUACGGCUGACAGGGAGGCAAUUUACAAUCUAUUUCUAUCUUACGAGCGUGUCAGAUCCCCUAACAUGUUCGAUGAAAACGACCUUGUUUGCCAACUGUAUCACCGAUUGAGGCAGUGCCGAGUCUCUGAUUGGUCAAUCCACAAGUUGUAUGUUGAUGAAACACAGGACUUCACACAGGCAGAGUUGAUGCUGCUAAUACGCUGUUGCAGUGAUCCCAACGGCAUCUUUCUCACCGGAGACACCGCCCAAAGUAUAAUGCAAGGUAUUUCCUUUAGAUUUGAAGAUCUUCGUUCACUCUUCUAUUACGUGAAAAAGAACUACAAAGACGAAGAAGCAAAAACACAAGUCCCGGUUCCAGAACUAAAGAAGCUCAUUUGGAACUACCGUUCACACAGCGGAAUUCUAAAUUUGGCGUCCAGUGUCGUUAGCAUUCUGCAGGAAUAUUUUCCUGAAUCGUUUGACCAAUUAGAUAAAGAUCAAGGGCAGCUGGAUGGUCCCAAGCCAGUACUCCUUAAGUCGUGCAGUCCCUCAGAUCUUGCUAUUAUUCUUCGUGGAUAUAAGCGUAAGACAACCACCAUUGAGUUCGGCGCUCAUCAAGCCAUCCUUGUGGCCUCUAACAACGUAAGGGAAAGUCUUCCAGAGGAGCUUAGCCACGCACUUGUGUUGACAGUUUAUGAAGCAAAAGGACUGGAGUUUGACGACAUUCUUGUGUAUAAUUUCUUCAAAGACUCGAAGGCAAGAAUCGAGUGGGGGACAGUAACGCAGUAUCUUCUGAAUGUAAGCAAAUCUGAAACCGGCAAUUCAGUGGAAGUCAAAUCAAGACCUGUACCUUUUGACCCAGACCAACACAAACUUCUGAAGGCUGAGCUGAAGCAGCUGUACACAGCUGUGACUCGGGCCCGAGCAAAUGUCUGGUUCUUCGAUGAGGAUGAAGAAAACCGGCGACCAGUGUUUGAGUACUUUGAGCAACUUGGUUUAGCAGAAGUCGUAUCACUGGAAGCAGUGAGAGAAGGAAGCACAUCUGAAAACCAGCCAUUAGAGAAAAUCUUCCCUAAAGGGUCUUCUUUGAUGGAAUGGCAGAAUCAAGGAGAUUUUUUUUACAGCAAGAAACUUUGGAAGGUUGCAGAAAAGUGCUACACAAAUUCUGGCGAUGAUGACAUGAGGCGAAAAUGCAAAGCUUACGCACAGGCUGAUUAUGCACUAAACUUUAGCAAAGACCCACAGCGACAGAAGGAUGAAUUCCUACGAGCAGCUUACCAGUUUCUGCAAUGCAAAAUGAUUCGGCAAACCAAAGCUUGCUUAUAUAACGCUUGGGAACAUAGCCUUUUCGCAAGUCUACUACAGAAGCUUGGAAAGGAGAGAAAGGCCGCAAUUGUGUUUGAAAGAAAUGGACAUUUCUUAAGUGCAAGCCAGUGUCUGGAGGCGACAGCUGAUUACAGAGGAGCAGUUGAUGCUCUCGUUCGAGGAAGUCUUUACAGCAAAGCUAUUGAGGUGGUAAAGCGUUUCAGAAAAUUAACUUCAGAGGAGCAGAAACUGACCAAUCCUCCAGGCAGAACUCUUGAUGAAUUGUACUUGGACUUAGCAGAAUUCAGUUUCAGGCGAGGCGAUACAGCAGGCAUGAGUUCUUCUCUUCAGCACGUUGAGUCUACCGAUACCCGGAUUGCAUUUUUGAUGAAGCAUCGUUUGCUCGAGGACGCUGCCAAAGAAUUAGAGAAACUGGGACGUUCAGGAGAAGUUGCAAAUAUCAUGAGGGAAAAUGGGUCAUUUCUGAUCGCGGCCAAGUAUGCUCAGAGGUCUGGUAACUCAGUUCUUGCAGCUGAUUGUAUCUUUGCUCAUGCGCGUGUCUCAAAUGCAAUGACAGACGAAGAGCAACAAAAAUGUUUAGAGGAGGCCAAGCAGCUAUACGAAGGUAUGGAAAAAAAGAAAAACAGUUUGGGUGAAGUUCUUUUAAGACAGGCGAAGCUUUCACGGGAUGAAAAGAAAGUAUUGCGGGCUAUGGAAAUAUUCUCCGAUCCAUCAGUCUCUAACACCUGCAGUAAUCUUGAAUGUAUUGAAAUUCUGAGUGAAAUGGUUGGUGACGAUUUACAAAUUCUUGACCAGAAAAAGUUUAGCUGGACUCUGGUGAAACUGGUAGAAAACGUAAUAAAGCUCAUUCUCUCACUGGAUAUUCCCGAUCCAGACUUCAAGACGCAGAAAGCACUGGAGAGAUGCGAGGAGCACUUUGGUAUCUACAGAGAGGGUGAUCCCAAAACAAGACUGGUAAGAUUGAAAGAGGGUGAUCGUUUUCUUUCAAUUUCAUUGGAUUGGAAAAGGGAGACUCCAGCCGGCAGUAAAUGGAGAUUGCAUUUCCGGGACGUCCGUACACGAAUUGCAGAAAAUCUCCUUGACAGAAUUACCAGUCUGAUUCCAAAGGUUCGAAACUUUUUAAAGAAAGAGAUCGUCUCGCACAAGACAUGCCAGAUGUUUUUGGUCGGGAUGCCUUGUAGUGACGAGAACUGUCAGUAUCAACACUGUCUCCCUACAGAUCAAAGCACAGAUACUUUGUUCUGGGCACUUUCGCAUGAAGUUUAUCUUGACGCUCAAGUGAACGACCUCUUUAAACUUGAAGAAAUAUAUUCAUCUCAUGAAACCAGUGAUAGUUUUGAACCUCGGAUGCCACUCAGCACAUCGAGUAAAAAAUUGGGGAAGCUUUUUCCGAAAGAUCCAUACCAGUCUUGCAGAAGUUUUCUUCAAUUUUUUUUCUCACCCAUUGGCAUUUCUUCACGUAUCCGCUCAAGAAAGUACAUUCAGCUUGUGCGAGAUGAGAAAUUCAUCCAGCAAAGUCUAUACAAGUGCGUGGAUACGUUAUGGAAAAAUCAACUUAACAGGCAAGAACGCAUUUCAGACAUCAACUGCUUCUUGACAGUCUCAAAUCUUUUGCAGUUGCUGGGAUUACCUCCGAGCACAAUUUUAUCUGUCGUCACUUUGUGGGACGCGUUCAACUGCACCACGCAAAACCACUUUGAAAAUUUUCGCGCUGUGGAAUUGUUCAGGUUCUCUCCAACUACUAUGGUCCGCGUGCAGAGUUUGCUUCGUGACAUGGUCUCUCUCAUGUUGGGAGGGUCCUCGCCAAAAUUCAACGUUCUCGAAAGAGUUUUAAACACGCAAUCUUGUAUUGACUCUGGGGAAACGGAACGUACUGUAAUCAUGGUGCUCACCAUGCUUUGCAACUGUGGCCAGUUAUUGCCAAAACAAAACGAGAUCAUUCUUCUUCGAAACCUUUUCGCCCAAGUGCCCGAUGAAGGCAUUCUGCCAGAAAGAAUAAGCAGCUGCUUAAAACAGGUUCGACAAGCAAAAGGUCUCCGUGAAAUAGUAGCUAUCCUUCAAGACCUUUUAAGGAACAGAAAAGAAGAGCUUUGCGAUGUUUACUGGAGAUCUAGGACGGUUAGGAUGUACGAUGUGAACUUCAAUGGAUACCUCGACUCUUUCAAUACAGAUACAGACACUCUUUCAACACUAAUCCAGGAAACCGCUGACCCCUUAGGAGACGACGCUUUGGAGCCUGAAGAAGAGUAUGGUCCACAUGUAGAAGAGGAUCAACCUACAUCCGACUUGGAUCCUUCCAGCAAUUCGAUGGUACAUGACAUUGAAAGAGAAGAGGCCAUGCAGGAAGAAUUGUGGAAAAAAGAGAUGACAACAGAAAUGGGAGAGCAUGCGAAAGUUGAUUACGGACAAGCGAUAAGACAAGAUGAUAUACCUACUCCUUUCGUAAAUGUGAAAGUCGACAAAUCAGGUUGCGGUUUUUGCAACGUUUUCUUUUCCGACCAACAAACCAGAGUCGAAGGAAACUUGGAACGCGUGAAUGAAUCAGGUCAUUCCGAGUUUUUUAUCAACGACAUUGAAAGUCACCUGAGUCCAAAUAGCCCACACUGGAAAAAACUUGAGCAAUUUAAUGCUUACAAAUCACUAAUCAUUCAACAAGUGGUCCCGCACCAUUUCACUUUUGAGACGCUCGUCAAGAAAGUUGAAGAUCAAUUGGAAAUAGCCGGAAAACAGAACAUGCCUUUAAGUAUUCUGAGCAACAGGUUGAAUGAAGUUCAGAUGACCUAUACUGCUUUGCGAGAGGUAACUUCGACAAUUCAACGAGAAGGCAACUGGGCGGAAACUACACCUGUGGAGGAGGCGGUUAGGGCUUUCCUAAAAGCCUCCCAAGCCUGCCAAGAGGAACUCCUAAAAGAGUCUCAACCAAGAGAUGAUGACCCGAUGAACUCAACAAAAGAUGUCGAAGAUGUUGAAGAUUCAGAGUACCUGCAUGUUCCGGGACUGAAAAAGCGAAAGAAUUAGGGAAACGCACUAAAAAUAUCUUUGAUUAGGACAUACCACGCAGAUAUGCCCAUAUGCCUACAACAGAUAUACCCAUCUGCCUUGACUGAGAGAGAAGAAAUAGCAAAUGAGGACUGGAAACUUGUUUGUGUGCCUGUAGCCGAAGAUUAUUCGAGGCCUUAAGGAGAAUGGAAUGGGGUUGGUUUUUACCUGUCAAGUUAGGAGUUCAUCGGUUAUUCAUCUCGCCCUGAGUAAUGUGAUUAAAUGCAUUUUUUGUGAAUGACAGAUGCUUUGUGAAAAGUUAAAGAAGGCAACGAAAAAAUUUGUAACGUGAGGAUAGCCCUAAAAUUGCCUUUUUCGUACGAAACUUUGCGGAGUAGGAUGCAUGGAAAAAGCCACCGGAGAAUACUGACUCGAUUAGAGUAAACGUGUAAUACAAUUUGUAAUAAUCUCUUGAAUAAACUCAAUUGUGUAAGUAU